AGUGUUUCCAUGUGUGCCUAAAACGAUGCAUGGACAGGUUUCCGAGUGGAUGAAAAAUAAAGGCAAAGUAUCAUUUAUGCCAAGCGACCAUGCUGUGCAUCUUGAUCUGAUUGGUGAAGUUCAUGGAUUGGCCUCUGCUGAAAGCUAUUUCAAUGGCAUGCAUGAGAAAGACAAGACGGAAAAAACAUAUGGUGCGCUCUUGAACUGUUAUGUGAGAGAACGCCUAACUGAGAAGGCCUUGUCCCAUAUGCAUAAGAUGAAAGUGAUGGGCUUAGCAUCCUCCCCUCUGCCUUACAAUGAUAUCAUGUGCCUCUACACAAAUACUGGCCAGCAUGAAAAGGUUCCUCUUGUUCUGGCUGAAAUGAAGGAUAAUGGGGUCUUACCUGAUAAUUUCAGCUACAGAAUUUGCAUAAAUUCUUAUGGCACAAGGCGUAAUGUUGAUGGCAUGGAGAAAGUUCUAGAAGAGAUGGAGCAUCAGCCACAGAUUGUCGUUGACUGGAACACAUAUGCUGUGGUUGCAAACAUCUAUAUAAAAGCAGGGCUUAUUCACAAGGCUGUGUCUGCACUUCAAAAAGCAGAAGAAAAGCAGGACAAAAAAAAUGGGCUCGGCUACAGCCAUCUGAUCUCCCUUUAUGGACAUUUAGGAAUGAAAUCCAAGAUGCAGAAGCUAUGGGAACUUCAGAAGUUAAAUUGCAAGAAAUUUAUCAACAAGGACUAUACGGCCAUGCUUGGGGCGUUGGUGAAGCUUGGGGAGUUGGAAGAAGCUGAAGUGUUGCUUAAGGAAUGGGAAUCAAGUGGAAAUGCUUUAGAUUUUCGUGUUCCAAACAUUCUCCUUAUUGGGUACCGGCAAAAGGGUUUGCUAGAAAAGGCUGAGGCAAUGCUUGAUAAUUUCUUAAACAAAGGGAAGAAUCCACCAGCAAAUAGUUGGGGAAUUGUCGCAACUGGAUAUGCAGAGAAGGGCAAGUUGGACAAGGCAUACGAGUUUAUGAAGAAUGCCCUUUGUGUUUAUGUUCCAAAUGCAGGGUGGCAACCAAACCCCAAGGUGGUUAAGAGUAUACUGCAUUAUAUCAACAAUGAAGGGGACAAUGGCAUCAAGGAUGUUGAGACUUUCAUUGGUUUAUUAAAAAUUGCAAUGCCCAUGGAUCAGGAUAUGUAUCACACAUUGAUCAAGGCUAAUGUUAGAGCAGGGAGAGAUGUAGAUGACCUUUUAAAGAGUAUGGAAGCUAAUGGAAUACAACAGAAUGAGGAGACGAGGAAGAUUCUAAGAUCAAUAUGUUAAAAUUACUCCUGUUAUUCAUGAAUAAGAAUUUAUAUCUUAAGGAGGAUAUCAGAUAAGAAAGGACAUGCUUUAAGUUGGUUUUUCCAUGCUUCUUUUAGAUUAUUUUUAACAUUGGUCUCUUCCUUGGUAGUUGAUUUUUCCAUGCUUUUCUAAGAUUAUUUUAAGUAUUGGUCGCU
Messenger RNA from Phoenix dactylifera (date palm), 1455 nucleotides. NCBI's taxonomy places the organism in Eukaryota, Viridiplantae, Streptophyta, Magnoliopsida, Arecales, Arecaceae. The record is from RefSeq and is a predicted model, not a curated record.